AUGGACUUGAGAAAUGGACCGCAAGUGGUUGAUUGCUGGCUGGAUAAUGAGACACCAAGGACUGUGACUAGUAGUACAAAACUGACAGGUGACUACCAGUGGUGCCCUCAUGGGACAACAUUAGGACCAAUACUGGGCGCUCUCCUUUGUGUUCCCUCCCAGGCUGUGCAAGAGAUAAUCGAUCAUGUCGUGGAGAAGGUGGAAGAAAACCAAGUCCCCAUGCCUGAUUAUGCCCUCAAAUCAUCAGGGGCUGCUGUCAUUCAUUCACGGACUUCUCCAUCCCUCUGGAAUACAAAAGGAAAAGUCUUUUUGUAUUCCCUGCCGCUGGUGGAUUACGUGAGGUCUCCAGAGGUUAUCCUUGAGCCGGACAAUCACCCGGGAAACUGCUGGCCCUUCCCAGGAAGUCAGGGACACGUCCUGAUCAAGCUGUCCGUGCCAAUCACUCCCAGAGCUGUCACCAUGGACCAUGUUUCAGGGAGCGCGUUCCAUCGAGACAGCAUCCCCAGCGCUCCAAAGGACUUUGCUGUCUACGGCCUGAAAGAAGGACGUGAGGAGAAGGGCACGUUCCUGGGAGAGUUCACGUUCCUGGCAGCGCUGAAUCCCAGACAGACCUUCCAGCUGAAGAACGAGCUCUCUGGGGUCGUGAAGUACAUCAGGCUGGAAGUGCUGAGCAACUGGGGCCACCCGGACUACACCUGCCUGUAUCGAUUCAGGGUGCACGGUGAUCCUCCCAAAGACGAUCGGGGAGAGGUGUCAGUUUCGUCUGGCAAUAAAUUCCAUUGA
Molecule: messenger RNA, 783 nt
Organism: Grus americana (Whooping crane)
Lineage: Eukaryota; Metazoa; Chordata; Aves; Gruiformes; Gruidae
Product: SUN domain-containing protein 3-like
Biological process (GO): nuclear envelope organization
Cellular component (GO): meiotic nuclear membrane microtubule tethering complex; nuclear envelope
Molecular function (GO): protein-membrane adaptor activity
Source: RefSeq, a predicted model, not a curated record